AUGGAAAACCCGACAUUGUUGUUCUUCUGCUUCUUGGCUUUUUCAUUUGUUGUGUCUCGUGUUGUUGCAAGUGGCGAUGCUUUGGCGCCAGCCAUGUAUGUUUUCGGAGAUUCAACAGUUGAUGUUGGAAAUAACAAUUAUCUGAAUACAAAAGCAAAGGCAAAUUGGCCUUAUGGUGUUGAUAAUCAUAAUGAAACAGGUCGAUUCAGUAAUGGCAAGGUUUCAGUCGACUUUCUUGCUACUUAUCUGGGGUUACCAACUCCUCCUGCGUACUUGAGUCUCUCGAAAGAUGAAAGAAGUCAUAUAAUUACCGGAAUAAACUAUGCAUCAGCAUCGUGUGGAAUCUUGAACACAACCGGAAGUGGAGAAUGUCUAUCUCUGGCGAAACAAAUCGAAUACUUUACUUUAACAGCGACACAGGAUCUUCCAAAACAAAUAAACAAUGAAGAGAAAUUACGAGAACAGCUUGCCAAAUCCAUAUUCUUGUUCUUUAUCGGCAAUAAUGAUUUCAAUCCUCAGAAAGUUUAUGAUCUUGGAGGAAGAAAGUUUGUGGUAGCAAGCCUUUCAGUGUGUCCGCCACAUAAUUAUAACCUAACAGACGGAUGUGGAAGCAGAUAUUAUGCAGACAAGCUUCCUGGUAGGUUAGGAGGCUUGAAACAGAAUGGUCACUCUGGCUUAGUGUACACAAUAUUUGACGCAUUCAGAAUAUACGCAAGGGUUUGUCACAAUCCCCAAGAAUUUGGAUUCACACACGUUGGUGUGCCAUGCUAUGACAAUGAGAGUAAAAAGCUCUGUCCAGAUAGAUCAAAGUACAAUCAAUUUGACAAACUUGGCCAUCAAACUGAAGCCUCAAACGAGAUUCUAGCAAGGGAUUGUUUCAAUGGAACCUCCUGCUCUCCUUACACUCUAUUGGACUUAACCAAGGCAAAUUAA
Neltuma alba is the source of this 933-nucleotide messenger RNA. Its product is annotated as GDSL esterase/lipase At5g55050-like. Lineage: Eukaryota; Viridiplantae; Streptophyta; Magnoliopsida; Fabales; Fabaceae. The transcript is spliced from 5 exons. The record is from RefSeq and is a predicted model, not a curated record. The coding region runs from base 1 to 933 and encodes 310 amino acids. Gene Ontology annotation, molecular function: hydrolase activity, acting on ester bonds.